AUGCCUUUCUCUUCUGUCUUUUGCAGGGAAGAGGUCACAUAUGAGGAAGAGGAGGAGGAAGAAUGUGUGGAGGAGGAAACGGAAGAAACCGCAGCGGAAGUCGAAAUGGAACCAGAACCUCCCAUCCCGGAGCCCCCCAAGUCUGCCCCUCGACCUCCUCCCCCGGCAGUCGCCCCUCCUCCUCUCCGUCGAAAAUCCUCUGCUAAUUAUCGAGCCUAUGCUGUCGAGCCACAUGAUAAGAGAAAAUCCAAGAUAACGGCUUCUCGGAAAUUGCAGCUCAAGACCCUGAUGCUUCAGGUGGCAAAGCAAGAAAUGGAAAAGGAGGAAGAAGAGAGUGCGCGGGAGAAAGAGCGAUACCUUGCGGAUCACUGCAUUCCCAUAGACUGGACAGGCCUGGAUCUUGCAGGGUUGAAGGAGAUGUGCCGAGAGUUCCAUGCGCGAAUCGACAAGGUGGACGAGGAACGCUACGACAUGGAGGCGCGGGUCAACAAGAACAUUAACGAGAUCCAAGAUUUGAACCAGAAGAUCUUCGACCUGCGAGGCAAAUUCAAACGCCCGGCCCUUCGCCGUGUGCGGCUCUCGGCCGACGCCAUGAUGCAGGCCCUGCUGGGCUCCAAGCACAAAGUCUCCAUGGAUCUGCGGGCCAACCUGAAACAGGUCAAGAAAGACGACACGGAGAAGGAGAAUCGGGAAGUGGGUGACUGGAGGAAGAACAUCGAUGCGCUGAGUGGCAUGGAGGGGCGCAAGAAGAAAUUUGAGGCAUCAACUGCAGGGCAGGCCUGAGUCCUGAGGUGGGGAAAACAGCCGCCCUGUGUGAAUUAUAGAUGGAGGAUACUAUGCUAGGCAGUGUG
This is a messenger RNA of Euleptes europaea (tarantolino), 851 nucleotides long. RefSeq names its product troponin I3, cardiac type (gene TNNI3). The coding region runs from base 1 to 783 and encodes 260 amino acids. Lineage: Eukaryota; Metazoa; Chordata; Lepidosauria; Squamata; Sphaerodactylidae. The record is from RefSeq and is a predicted model, not a curated record. Gene Ontology annotation, cellular component: troponin complex. The transcript is spliced from 7 exons. Gene Ontology annotation, biological process: muscle contraction.